AUGCAAGCUCAGCAGAAGAAGACUCAGGAGAAGGUCGACGGUAUGGCCCGAAGAGACGACGAAGAACCGUUAGAUUCCGCUGCCGCGGCCGCUAACGGAACCAUGAAUCGUCCCACACGAGUUGGCAAGCGAGCCGCUUUUGAGCUCGAACAAAUCAACCGUCGUCUCGAAGAGUUCGACUCUAAAGUGCAUCACGCCACUAGCUCUGCUCCGGAACUGACAAAAGCACUUGCCGAUACCCAGAAGAGCCCGCUCACUCGUAGGAUUCGCCGAAUCUAUCAGUACGACAGUGUUUGA
This is a messenger RNA of Microthlaspi erraticum, 297 nucleotides long. The record is from the annotation of a GenBank genome assembly. Lineage: Eukaryota; Viridiplantae; Streptophyta; Magnoliopsida; Brassicales; Brassicaceae.